Messenger RNA from Nasonia vitripennis (jewel wasp), 389 nucleotides. RefSeq names its product chymotrypsin inhibitor. The transcript is spliced from 3 exons. The record is from RefSeq and is a predicted model, not a curated record. Bases 48 to 299 code for a protein of 83 amino acids. NCBI's taxonomy places the organism in Eukaryota, Metazoa, Arthropoda, Insecta, Hymenoptera, Pteromalidae.
CAGUUUUUUUGAUUCAUCAGUAGUUGCUUACGAGUAUUUGAAGCAAAAUGUCCAAGUUGCUAGUAUUCUGCCUCCUCGUUCUGUGCAUCAGCGCUAGCUUGUAUGCAGUUGAAGGUGCAUCCCCUCGUCGGUGUCUCAAGCAUAAUCAAGAAUGGAACGAUUGUGGUACACACUGUCCUCUUAAAUGUGGACAAACCGAGCUAGGCCCAUGCACUUUGCAAUGCGAAAUUGGAUGCCAAUGCGUACCUGGCACCGUGCUUCGUAAGGACAAUGAGUGCGUUGAUCCAAAGGACUGCUAAAUUAGUUUAACCCAAUAAUACCUAUACAGAAUAAUGUAUCAUAUUAUGUUAUAAGCAUAUACAAUAAAAGCAAAUUAUGUUAAAAAUAUA